AUGGCCAAUCCGGUCGAAGCGUACAGGAAGCUCCAAAAGAAACGGGAAAGGGAAAAGAACCGUAAAGGAAGGCAGGAAGCAAGAGAUGCCGCGAGACUUGUUCAAGACCCUGAAAAACUUAAGAAGGAACUAGAUGAACUUUCUCACAAAAGCAUCAUCGGAAGGAUAAAUGAUACCGAUGCUGAAAGAAAGGCGAAACUAGAAAAAUUGUGGCAGAAGCAUUCCGCUAAUCUAGCCGUGGCUGCAGUCCAACCACCGGAAGACGAUACGUCUGUCGACGAUUCAAAGUCUGACAGUAGCUCGUCUGGCGAUGACAGCGAUGAAGAGGAGACCAAGUGCGUUAUACAAAUCGCAGGCAAACCGAUUUUAAAAACCGACAACACCAAGCGCAAACUAAAGCGUGAUGACGUUCAAGAUGAAUGUACAGUGGAAAGUAUAAAAUGUGCUCCACCAAUGCCUCCGAAUACGGAAACCGUCAGCGGGAACACUGGCCAAAAUGUACAGGUGGGACAUACGACGGGCUUUAAAAGGCAUACAUCACACGUAAACCAGGGUGUACAAGCACCGAGACCCAAACCUAUAGGGAUUAACCCUAAUAUACAGCACAUACCACCGCCACCUCCUCCUCCACCACCACCAAAGAAAAAAGUAGCAAUUGAGCUUCCUCAGGGGGCAGCGAAAGAGGCGCCUAGCUUUCCACUGAACUCCUACUUCGUUCCCAAUCAACUCAGGAUUAAUCAGGGAAAAAAAUGA
Molecule: messenger RNA, 753 nt
Organism: Babesia sp. Xinjiang
Lineage: Eukaryota; Apicomplexa; Aconoidasida; Piroplasmida; Babesiidae
Exons: 5
Coding region: 1-753 (250 amino acids)
Biological process (GO): RNA processing
Source: RefSeq, a predicted model, not a curated record